UCAGGAGCAAACAUCGUCUCGGGGGCGAGUAAACUUCUCUCUUAUAUAUAUAGAUGGUUAAUUAAGCAUAAUGGCUCUAAUUAGUCUAACAGUCAACGUUGGAGCAUUCCCGAACUCAGUAUAAAACUGUCGUGCACAAAAGAUUAACCGUUAUCAAAAGAGUUUUAAGGAACAGAACCACUUGCAGCAUGAAUUUCGCAGCCAGUGGCGACUACCGUGGGGACGGGCGAGCACUCCAGCACGCCGUCAUAAUGCAGUACAUUGAUAAGCUGACAUUCCGCCCUGGGGACGAGGUCUUUGACGUGGGCUGCGGAUCGGGAGAAGAGACAAAAACGAUUGCGUCAAAGGUCAAAGGUGUUGUAGGUAUCGAUUCUUCAGAGGCAAUGAUAGCGGUUGCCAAUCAGAGCAACUCGGCUCCCAACAUCGAGUACGUUGUCGAAGACGCCCGGAGUGUCGGAGACAACCCCAAGUGGCGGGGAAAGUUCGACAAGGUCCUGAGCUUUUUCAUGCUGCACUGGAUCCCGACUGAGGAGCAACCAAGUGCUCUGGGUGGCAUCCUGAGCUGUUUGAAGGCAGGAGGGGAGGCACUGUUCCUCAUAGACACCAAAGACAAAGGACCGCACGAUAUGAGCGCGUCCGUCUUGUUCCUGAAGAACCACCCAAAGUGGGGCGUGUACGCCAAGGAUUAUGAGUUACCAGUGUAUUUUUGGAAGCGAUCGAUUCCAGACACAGUCAAACUGUUGAAGACAUUCGGAUGUACCGUGCUAGAAGGUGAAAUCAAAAGUCAGGAAUUUGCCGUGUCCGAAGUGCAAGUGAAACUGCUUUGGAAAACUACUUUAAAGGUUGCAGAUCUUGUACCAGCAGAAAAGCAGGACGAGUUCCUUGAAGACAUAUGGCAGUGGGCGCUGUCACGCAGUGCGGAUGAAACCAAGUCACGGUACCUGCAUGUGGAUGAAUCUGUGGUUAUACACGUUCGUAAAGAAUGAAAAAAGACGUCCGGGUGCUAGACUGGCCGCCAUCUUGUUACUAUCAGGCAGAUAUCACGAACGAGAUGCAAAGCAUAUAGGCUGGACUUUGUUUUAUUAAAAAGAACGUACUAAUAUGUCAAAUGUACUAAUGUUUGCCCUUCCUCUGUAUUGAAACUUAGUAUUAGAUAUUUGAAUCUAUAAUUUGUAGGUAGUCCUAAAGUAUCGAUAGGGAAGAUUUGUCAUGGGGCAUGUGCAGUGGUAAUCGGGAGUCUCGGAUGACUUGAUUAAAAGAAUUUAAGACAAAAAAAAAAUCAAUUUUGUUAUGCCUCUGUCUUGAAUACUGUAUAUUUUCAUUGGCCUAGAAUGAUCACGUGUUCAGUUUAUAAAAAGUCAUGGCACACUCCCAGUGGGACAUCACGUACACGUGUACGGUGCGGACGGUGUGAAACGCUUGUUUCGUUGGUACCCACGCUAAUUUCACCAUGUUUUCACACAUGAGUGGGAGCAGCGAACUA
Messenger RNA from Patiria miniata (bat star), 1483 nucleotides. RefSeq names its product juvenile hormone acid O-methyltransferase-like. The transcript is spliced from 5 exons. Lineage: Eukaryota; Metazoa; Echinodermata; Asteroidea; Valvatida; Asterinidae. Bases 189 to 986 code for a protein of 265 amino acids. The record is from RefSeq and is a predicted model, not a curated record.